CAACGCUCUCGCGCUCUGCUGCUGUCCUUCGGUCGCCCGCCCGCCCGCCCGCCUCUUUCCCUUUCCCGCUCGUUGUUGUCCAGAGCCGGUCUGAGGGCGGCUCCGUCGAUGGCCAGCUUUCCCCCGACGGUCAACGAGAAGCUCAUCGGAAGGUCACGUGCAGUAGGAGAGCUUCUAGCCCCCGUUUCUCCUUUUGACAAGAAGUGUGGCCGUGAAAACUGGACUGUCGCCUUUGCCCCAGAUGGCUCCUACUUCGCUUGGUCACAAGGCCACCGCAUAGUGAAACUGGUUCCCUGGUCUCAGUAUCUUAAUAACUUUUCAGUGCAUGGUGUAAAAAAUUUUGCAAAUGCAAGCCAAUCAAGACUAUCAAGACAGAACAGCGAUGGUGACCAGAAGACCAAGCCCCGUGAGCACUCAAUAGAUUGCGGUGACAUUGUUUGGAGUCUUGCGUUUGGGUCUUCGGUGCCUGAAAAACAAAGUCGCUGUGUGAAUAUAGAAUGGCAUCGGUUCAAGUUUGGACAAGACCAGCUUCUGUUGGCAACAGGCUUAUCCAAUGGGCGUAUCAAAAUAUGGGAUGUCUAUACAGGGAAGCUCCUCCUUAACUUAAUGGACCAUACUGAAGUUGUCAGAGAUUUAACUUUUGCCCCUGAUGGGAGUCUCAUACUAGUGUCUGCCUCAAGAGACAAAACACUGAGAGUGUGGGACCUAAAAGAUGAUGGAAAUAUGACGAAAGUAUUAAGAGGACACCCAAACUGGGUUUAUAGCUGUGCUUUUUCUCCAGACUCUUCCAUUCUCUGCUCGGUGGGCGCCAGUAAAACAGUGUUGCUUUGGGAUAUGGAUAAAUACGCCCUCAUCCGGAAACUGGAAGGCCAUCACAAUGAUGUUGUAGCUUGUGAGUUCUCUCCUGAUGGAGCUUUGCUGGCUACUGCAUCAUAUGACACUCGCAUUUGUGUCUGGGAUCCCUAUAUUGGAGUCGUUUUGAUGGAGUUUGGGCACCUGUUUCCUGCACCUUCUCCGAUAUUUGCUGGGGGAGCAAAUGACCGAUGGGUCAGAGCUGUAUCUUUUAGCCACGAUGGGCUUCACAUUGCAUCUGUUGCCGAUGAUAAGAUGGUGCGAUUCUGGAGAAUCGAUGAAGAUUAUCCUGUGCAAGUUGCACCGUUAAGCAAUGGACUUUGCUGUGCCUUCUCUACUGAUGGGAGUGUUUUAGCUGCUGGAACGCAAGAGGGAAGUGUGUACUUCUGGGCCACUCCCAGGCAUGUCUCCAGCCUCCAGCACUUGUGUCGCAUGGCGAUCAGGAGAGUGAUGCCCACCAGUCACGUCGAGGCCUUGCCCAUUCCUUCCACAGUGGUGGCUUUUCUUUCCUACCGUUCUUAGAAAGGAAAGGGGUGGCAUCUGAAUCUGAUACCAAACUCUCCAUAGCCUUUGUGCUUUAGAACAUCACAGGCUUUGAACUGUAUUUGAUAAUUUUUUCAUUUUAAAAAAAUCAAAAAAAGGUCCUGAACUCUCUCCAUGUGGAGAUUUUAAAGAAGUUAUUUAUAGAAAAGGAAGAGGUAGAAGUAUUGAGACAACUUUUUUAACUUGCCAACUGUGAAACACCUGUACAUAAUUAGACAUAAGCUACCCUGUGCUGUCUAUGUGUAACUUUUGUGAAUGCUUUUUCUGAUGUAGUAUAUAGUGUUGUGUGUGUGUAUAUAUUGUGUCUCUGGAGCCUCCAGACACUAUAUGGUGCUUUGUAAAGUGGAAUGACAGCUCUGGAAGCAGGAGAGAGACACUUGGGCUGAUGUUGACAAAGCUUGGUUGCUUCAGCGCUGAGCUUGAAAAUACUGGCCUCUGUGCAGACAUCUUACUGCGUCUGCAGGACUGAUUGGCCCACAGAGUGUAAGGAAAGGGCAAGUGAGUUGAAAGGGGCGGGGGGAGCACAGGACUUGUACAUUGAUUUAAGAAGCAGGCACAUUAUCUUCAAGAAGGCCUUAACUUUGCAGCAGUGUGAAAGGUUAAGUUUUUAUCUUGUGGGAUUUUUAAAGGAAAAGUUUUCAACACCUUUGAAAUCCAGCCACUGUAUUCCUGCCUGACAAACUUCUUUAAUAUGUGAACAUCUAACAAACCUAGGCUAUUUUAAGUAUUCUGUAACUCUUUGCCAUUGCAAGGGUUGAUGCUAGGUAAACUACCAAAGAUGAGGCGUUCCCAUUUCGCUUUCGCCUUCUGUUUAUCUGUUCUUGCAGAUACAAAGAAUGUAUGCAUUGCUUAAAUGCCUGAUUAUAUAUAUUGAACCUUUUAUAUUAAAUAAAUGUACAAAAA
Messenger RNA from Heteronotia binoei (common prickly gecko), 2298 nucleotides. It is a transcript of the gene WSB1, whose product is annotated as WD repeat and SOCS box containing 1. Gene Ontology annotation, molecular function: protein binding. The record is from RefSeq and is a predicted model, not a curated record. The transcript is spliced from 9 exons. Gene Ontology annotation, biological process: intracellular signal transduction. NCBI's taxonomy places the organism in Eukaryota, Metazoa, Chordata, Lepidosauria, Squamata, Gekkonidae. Bases 109 to 1374 code for a protein of 421 amino acids.